Plasmodium falciparum 3D7 is the source of this 399-nucleotide messenger RNA. RefSeq lists its product as uncharacterized. The transcript has a single exon. Lineage: Eukaryota; Apicomplexa; Aconoidasida; Haemosporida; Plasmodiidae. The record is from RefSeq and is a predicted model, not a curated record. Bases 1 to 399 code for a protein of 132 amino acids.
AUGGAAAUAAAUAAGAACAAUGUCACUUUUGUACUUGGAAUAGUUUCAUCCAUUUUACUAUUUGUUACAGCAGUAAUGCUGAAUGAUAUCGAUUUUAUAUUAGGUUCCCAUAUUUUUUUCGGUUUUUUAUUUACUAUAUAUACAAUAUUUGCCUUUUUAAUACCUAAUACAAAGAAUUCAAGAGAUUUUCUUCUUUCGUAUGCUACAAGUACCGCAUGUAUUUUUGUAACAUCUCUCAUAUUUAAUAUUGUGGUAACAAAAUAUAAUGUAGAAGGAAAUUGUCGUUUUUCGACAAAUAAAUGUUUUCCAUAUAUUCUGGGCACGACCAGUGGAUUCUGUUCUUCAGCUUUAUUUUUAUUAACAUCAAUUUUAUCUUUUAAAUUAGCAAAUGUAUGGUAA